GGGGCCCCGGGAGCGCGAGCCGAGGCCGGCGCCGCUGCAGAGCCGAGCGAAUCCCGAGCCCGGGCAGCAGGAGAGAGGCAGAGGAAGAUUAGCCUCAGAAGAAAUUGUGGCAGCAACGUGACCGUGGAUACAGAGACUGGAAUGAUGAAGCCACAAACCGAGGAGUUCCUAGAGUGACCAGAAGCUGGAAGAAGAAAGGAGUGGAUUCUCCCCUACAAGCCUUGGAGUGAAAGAAGCCAAUCUUAGAAGGCUACAUACUGUAUGAUUCCACCUAUCUGACCUUCUGAAAAAGGCAAAGCUACAGAGACAGAAAAAAGGGCACUAUAUUUGUAUGUGUCUUGUAGAACCCACGCUUGGAAAUGCUGACAGCAGGCUUCAGGACAGCUGAGCCCCACUAAACACCAAGAAAACCCAUGGCUCUGGCUGCAUCUUUCAACAUGACCAAUCCACAGCCUGCCAUAGAAGGAGGAAUUUCUGAAGUUGAGAUCAUCUCCCAACAAGUAGACGAAGAAACCAAGAGCAUUGCUCCUGUGCAGCUGGUGAACUUUGCCUAUCGGGACUUGCCUCUGGCUGCUGUCGAUCUCUCCACGGCGGGCUCGCAGCUCCUGUCAAAUCUGGACGAAGAUUACCAAAGAGAAGGGUCUAACUGGCUGAAGCCGUGCUGUGGGAAGAGAGCAGCCGUGUGGCAGGUAUUUUUGCUCAGUGCAAGUCUCAACAGUUUCCUGGUAGCCUGUGUAAUAUUGGUGGUGAUUCUCCUGACUCUGGAACUUCUAAUAGAUAUAAAGCUUCUCCAGUUUUCCAGCGCGUUCCAGUUUGCUGGUGUGAUUCACUGGAUCAGCCUGGUCAUUCUGUCCGUGUUCUUCUCAGAGACUGUUCUACGGAUUGUGGUGCUUGGGAUCUGGGAUUACAUCGAAAACAAAAUAGAGGUGUUUGACGGGGCUGUGAUCAUCCUAUCUUUGGCUCCGAUGGUGGCGUCCACUGUGGCCAAUGGACCCAGGAGCCCCUGGGAUGCCAUCAGCCUCAUCAUCAUGCUCCGGAUCUGGAGGGUGAAGAGGGUCAUUGAUGCCUACGUCCUGCCAGUGAAGCUGGAGAUGGAGAUGGUUAUCCAGCAGUACGAGAAGGCCAAGGUCAUCCAAGACGAGCAGCUGGAGAGGCUGACGCAGAUCUGUCAGGAGCAAGGGUUUGAGAUCCGACAACUGCGCGCACACCUGGCGCAGCAGGACCUGGACCUGGCUGCGGAGCGCGAGGCGGCGCUCCAGGCCCCGCACGUGCUCAGCCAGCCACGCAGCCGCUUCAAAGUGGUGGAGGCCGGCACGUGGGACGAGGAGACAGCGGCCGAGAGCGUCGUGGAGGAGCUGCAGCCCUCGCAAGAAGCCAUGGUGAAGGACGACAUGAACAGCUACAUCAGUCAGUAUUACAAUGGGCCCAGCAGUGACAGCGGUGUCCCAGAUGCAGCUGUGUGCAUGGUCACCACGGCCGCAAUAGACAUCCACCAGCCCGACAUCUCCUCGGACCUCUUCUCUCUGGACAUGCCCCUCAAGCUUGGCGGUAAUGGCACCGGCGCCACCUCGGAGAGUGCCUCCCGCAGCCCGGUCACCACGGCCCAGAGUGACAGCAGCCAGACGCUGGGCUCUUCCACAGACUGCAGCACCGCCCGCGAGGAGCCAUCCUCUGAACCGGGCCCCUCUCCCCUGCCGCUGCCACCCCAGCAGCAGGUGGAGGAGGCCACAGUUCAGGACCUGCUGUCCUCCCUGUCAGAGGACCCCUGCCCAUCCCAGAGGGCCUUGGACCCAGCCCCCCUCUCCCGGCCCAGCCCAGCAGGCUCGGCCCAAACCAGCCCCGAGCUGGAACACAGGGUAAGUCUGUUCAACCAGAAGAACCAGGAGGGCUUCACUGUCUUUCAGAUCAGGCCUGUCAUCCACUUCCAGCCCACUGUUCCCGUGCUGGAGGACAAGUUCAGAUCUUUGGAAUCCAAAGAGCAAAAGUUGCACAGGGUCCCUGAGGCCUAGAGCCUGCCAUGGGCUGGGUGGGAGGAGGGGAGACAGCCAUCUCAAAGCUCUCCUGGGACCCUGGAGGCUGCCAAGGGCCACAUGCGGGGCCUAGGAGCCCACCUGGCCUCCCUCAGGGUGCUGCCUGCCUCCAGGGAGGCGACGCCAGGCCAGGAGGCCACAAGCUUCAGACCUCAAAGCCCAGAGCUGGCGCCUCUUCUCACCCUGCUCAGGGGAGGGUGGUGCUCGUGGCUGGGUUUUCUUUUUAACCAUUUUUACAAAAACCAGCCUGUGGCCCAGCUUCAGCAGGGUAGAGUGCGGGGGGCCAGCUCAGCCUCUUCCGUUGCCUUCGUUCCUGACGCCCACCCUGGACUCUAGGGAACAGCACUGUGAGCAGGGGCUGUCCAGCCCCACCCCUAAGCCGUCUUUCCCAGGAAUCCUGGGUGGAGUCCAACACAAUCACACGGAGACCACCAUCUGAGCCUAUGUCAUUUGUCCUCAUUUUCUCAUUCCAGCAUGAGCGUUUCUGAGUCUCUUCAAGACAAAUCUAGUUUUCACCUUCACAGGAUAUAAAGGGAUCAAUCUAGAGGUGGGUGGGAGGGUCCUAGGGGGCAGGGGGACAAUCAUUUUCCAACCUUGGCUUUAAUAAUAAAAACCAGCUGCACUGAGA
Messenger RNA from Cercocebus atys (sooty mangabey), 2658 nucleotides. It is a transcript of the gene TMEM266, whose product is annotated as chromosome unknown open reading frame, human C15orf27. Gene Ontology annotation, cellular component: plasma membrane. The transcript has 13 exons. NCBI's taxonomy places the organism in Eukaryota, Metazoa, Chordata, Mammalia, Primates, Cercopithecidae. Gene Ontology annotation, molecular function: voltage-gated channel activity. Bases 414 to 2009 code for a protein of 531 amino acids. The record is from RefSeq and is a predicted model, not a curated record.